AGUGACGGUCGACAGCGGAACUGUCAGUCAUUGUUAUCAAAUUUUCUUCAUAGUUCGUUCAUAAUUUGAAUCCGCCAUUGGUAUAAAUAGUCUCGAACAUAAAAUAUAUAAUAAACGAAACUUUCUGCUUUAGUUUUCUAACAACAAUUAUACGAUUAAUCGCUGAUAUCCAAUUAUAGAUCUAACGAAAAAAGGAUGCCGAACAUUAAACUGCAAUCUUCUGAUAAUGAGAUAUUUGAUGUCGACGUCGAAAUCGCGAAAUGUUCGGUGACCAUAAAAACUAUGUUGGAGGAUUUGGGAAUGGACGACGACGAGGAAGAAGUGGUUCCCUUACCAAACGUGAAUUCUGCUAUUCUAAAAAAGGUUAUCCAGUGGGCUACUUUCCAUAAAGAUGAUCCCCCUCUACCAGAAGAUGAUGAAAAUAAAGAAAAACGUACUGACGAUAUUUCUUCAUGGGAUGCUGAUUUCUUGAAAGUUGACCAGGGCACAUUGUUUGAGUUAAUACUGGCAGCUAAUUAUUUAGAUAUUAAAGGAUUGUUGGAUGUCACGUGUAAGACAGUAGCCAACAUGAUAAAGGGCAAAACACCAGAGGAAAUUCGUAAAACAUUUAAUAUUAAAAAUGAUUUUACAGCAGCUGAAGAAGAACAGGUUCGCAAGGAGAAUGAGUGGUGUGAGGAGAAAUAGUAGCUUGCUAAGAUUAACUUAACUUCAUAUUACACUAAUGAGAAGUAAUUUAGUAAAUUUCUCCUUCCAAUUUGAAAUUGCAUCAAAUGAUAUUAUCUCCUCUGAACCUUCAAUCCCCUAGGGGUACCUGCAUAAUGAACAUAUUAUUUCAAACUAAAACUUCUCUUUGGCUAAUUGUUUGCUUUGUGUUUUGUACAGCAAAUUGUAACUUAUUAAAUUCCAUAUUCAAUAUGUAAGUUUUUUUGAAUAUUUCUCCAAAAUUAUACAUGAAAGGAAAUAAAACAGCAUUUCUUAGA
Molecule: messenger RNA, 980 nt
Organism: Pararge aegeria (speckled wood butterfly)
Lineage: Eukaryota; Metazoa; Arthropoda; Insecta; Lepidoptera; Nymphalidae
Gene: SkpA
Product: S-phase kinase-associated protein 1
Exons: 2
Coding region: 196-684 (162 amino acids)
Biological process (GO): SCF-dependent proteasomal ubiquitin-dependent protein catabolic process
Cellular component (GO): cytoplasm; nucleus
Molecular function (GO): cullin family protein binding
Source: RefSeq, a predicted model, not a curated record